CAAUGCAUGUCAUUAUUUUUAUUGCUUAUUAGUUUUUAUUCUUUCAUUCGUUGUAAUGUUUCUCUGAUGCACUAAGUGCCGCUGUUUGUCAGUAUGUUGGGGCUUUAAACAUAAAUUUUUAGAUCCUCCUCUUCUUUCUGGCAUCACAUUCUGCAGAAUCUCUUUCCUCUUUUCACUAAAGCAUCGAGACAUUCUCUGCCUUGUAUUUUCGGAUAAACUUUUAUGUUUUACAACCUUUCUGAAUCAUUCGUUCUUUUUAAAUAUUCUUCUUCUCUGAAUGGAACAUUUGGAUUAUGUCGGUUCUUCCUGGUUUUAAUGCCCAAAGAGGCGCAUCUUCGGCGCGGAUUUCAUCAUGGCUAAUGCAGCCUCUCGUGCUGUGCGUCUUUGUCCUGAGCGUUGCGCGCGGGCAGGUCCGUUAUUCUGUUCCAGAGGAGAUGACAAAGGGCUCGCUGGUGGGAAAUAUCGUUCAGGAUCUCGGUUUGGAUGUAAAGAGGUUGAAAUCCGGCCGCGCGCGGAUCUUUACGGAGGACAGUCGUGAGUACAUCGGUCUGAAUGUAGAUAAAGGGACUCUGGUAGUGAAAGAGAGGAUAGAUAGAGAGGAGCUGUGCGCCCAAGUGUCUCCCUGCUCCUUACAUUUUCAGAUCAUUAUAGAAAACCCCAUGGAGCUGCAUAGAAUUGAUGUCGAAAUAUUAGAUAUCAACGAUCAUGCUCCUGUUUUCAUGAAAAAAGAGAUUACUUUUCAGAUAAGCGAAUCAGCUUUGUCUGGAGCUCGAUAUUCAAUCGAUAGCGCUAAUGAUCCGGAUGUAGGUCUAAAUUCUAUUCAGACAUAUAAAUUAACCCCAUCUGAUCAUUUCACAGUUAAAAUACCUGCUCACCACGAUGAUACAAAAUACGUAGAAAUGAUUUUGCAAAAACCCCUUGACAGAGAAACUGGAGAAGAACAUCAAAUGACUUUAACAGCCUUCGAUGGCGGAAACCCUCAAAAAACAGGCACUAUCAAGAUAAACGUUAUUGUUUUAGAUGCAAAUGACAACGCUCCUGUUUUCAGUCAGUCAAUCUAUAAAGCAUCUAUUCCAGAGAAUUUUCCUAAAGGAUCCUCUGUGCUAAGGGUAAGUGCAACUGAUAAAGACGUGGGAUCUUAUGGUGAUGUUACCUAUUCUUUUUCACAGAGUAGUGAACGGUUAUCUAACCUCUUCCAAAUAGAUUCCAGUUCUGGAGAUCUUAUAGUUAAUGGUCAGCUGGAUUUCGAGAAAUCAAAAAAAUAUGAAUUAUACGUUGAAGCAACAGACAAAGGGGGAUUAAGUGAUACUAGCAAAGUACAUAUUGAAAUUACUGAUAUAAACGACAAUGCUCCUAUAAUAAGCAUAAUUUCGUUUUCAAACCCAGUGGCGGAGAGUUCAGCACCAGAGACUGUAAUAGCAAUGCUGAAUGUCAAAGAUUUAGAUUCGGGGAAAAACGGAAUAGUCAAGUGCUACAUUGCUCAGAAUUUACCGUUUAAAAUAAAGUCAUCAAGCCCAAAUUUUUACAGUUUAGUCACUGAUGAGCUCUUGGACCGAGAGAAGGUCUCAGAGUAUAAUAUCACAAUAACAGCUAGUGAUGAGGGCUCGCCUUCUUACUCUACUAAUAAAACACUGACUCUGAAAAUAUCUGAUGUCAAUGACAACGCCCCUGUGUUUCAGCGUCAGUCAUACACCGCAUAUGUGAUGGAAAAUAAUUCACCCGGAGUCUCUGUGUUAUCUGUUAAAGCGCAUGACAAAGACUCUGGCAAUAACGCGCGUAUAUCAUAUUAUCUAGAAGAUAUUCUUGUGAAUGGUGUCUCUGCCUCGACGUUUAUUUCAGUUAAUGCAGAGAGUGGAGAGAUUAUUGCUGUUCGUUCGUUUGAUUAUGAACAAACAAAAGAAUUUAACAUUCGCGUAAAAGCGCAGGACGGAGGAAAUCCUCCUCUCAGCAGCAACGUGAGCGUGAAAAUAACGAUUCAGGACCAGAAUGACAACGCGCCUCAGGUUCUGUAUCCGGUCCAGUCAGGCGCUUCUGUGGUGGCUGAAAUAGUGCCUCGUUCUGCAGAUGUGGGUUAUCUGGUGACUAAAGUGGUGGCUGUUGAUGUGGACUCUGGACAGAAUGCCUGGCUCUCAUAUAAACUGCAGAAAGCCACAGACAGGGCGCUGUUUGAAGUGGGCUUACAGAAUGGAGAAAUAAGAACUGUGCGCCAAGUGACAGAUAAAGAUGCUGUGAAACAGAGACUCACUGUUGUAGUGGAGGACAACGGGCAGCCCUCUCGAUCAGCUACAGUCAAUGUUAACGUGGCGGUGGCGGACAGCUUCCCUGAAGUGAUCUCGGAGUUCACUGACUUUACGCACGACAAGAACUACAACGACAACCUGACUUUCUAUCUGGUCUUGGCCUUGGCUGUAGUUUCGUUUCUCUUUAUCGUGUCUAUCAUCGCCAUACUGUCAGUCAAAUGCUACAGAUGGAGACGCGAGCGGAUGUUUUACAAAUCUGGAGCGAAUCUUCCAGUUAUUCCGUAUUAUCCGCCUCUUUACGCAGACGUAGGGGGCACAGGAACUUUACAGCACGUGUACAAUUAUGAGGUUUGCAGAACCACUGACUCCAGAAAGAGUGAUCUGAAAUACGGCAGACCUUGCAGUGAAAGCAUCAUUAGUCUGGACACCAGCGGAACACAGACACUCACACAUGCGCAGAGAGGAAAAUUGAAUGAUGAGCAUUCUUUUGAUCAGCAAAAACCACCCAGCGCUGACUGGCGUUUCACCCAGAACCAGAGGCCCGGGCCCAGCGGGGCUGCUGCCACUCCUGAGGUUGCCGUGGGAACAGGACCUUGGCCCAACCCCCCAACCGAGGCCGAGCAACUCCAGGCUCUGAUGGCCGCUGCUAAUGAAGUCAGCGAGGCGACCAACACUCUGGGUCCGGGCACCAUGGGUCUGAGCACCCGCUACAGCCCUCAGUUCACCCUGCAGCACGUCCCUGAUUACCGGCAGAACGUCUACAUCCCCGGCAGCACCGCCACCCUGACCUCCAACCAGCAGCAACCCCAGCAGGCCCUGCCGCCUCCACAGGCCGCCAUAGCUGCUGCCGCUGCCCAAUCUGAGCCGCCCAAAGCCGCCCAGACGCCCGCCAGCAAGAAGAAAUCCACCAAGAAAGAGAAGAAGUAGAGAGUCGUAGGUUUAGGGAGGUUGAAAUAGCUGGGCGACUCCAUUUUAUGCUGUUUUUGAGGUUUGCUGGAAUUCUGUAUUUCUUUAGAGAAAGAAAUUUAGGGUAAAAAUAAGACAGUAUGUCAAUGUAAACCCCCUUCUAACCGCUUUGUCCAUUUCACACAUGCAUUUUGUUUUAAGUACUGUAAAAAAAAAAAAAAAAAAAAAAAAAAAUCUGAUUCAUUGGACGCUCAGAUAUUUCAGAUUUUCAUUCUUGUGUUUGCCAACUUUAUGCAACUUCUAAGUGACACUAUACUCCUGCGUAUAUCAAGCCAAUAAUGUAUUUAACACAGUACUUUACCGUGAUCAUGUUUAACAGACAUCUGGACAGAAAGAGGAAAUGUACUCUUUCUUAUAACAAUCACAUUCACGUUUCUACAAAGACACAGUGUCCAGUGCUGUGGCUGUCGCAAUGUUUGUAAAAUGCAUCAUGGUGAUUACUCUACCUUUUAUUAUUGUUUGCUAAAAUACCACUAUGGACUCUUUUUAAUUGAUCCUUUUAGAAGAAGUGUUGAUGUAGAUGCAAGUCAGGUGAUUAUUGCUGCAUGCUGUUUUUUGCGCUAUAGAUAAUCUCCAUAUCACCUGAAAUCUAUAAACACCGAUGUAACCCUCUCACAGUGGAGGUUAAGCAGUUAAACCAUCCGCUUUUAUGAUGAUUUGUAUUUGCUUUUAAAGAAACGGAUCCCCCCUGUGUAUCACUGAGCCAGAGAUUGGUUGUUGUUGCUUUUUUAAUGUUAACAAAGUUCAUGGAGCAUUAGUGAAGUCCGAGCCAUAAUGGGAGCGUUGUAAAAUCAGUUACAAGUCCUCAAGUUCCCGCAGUGGCAUAUCGUCCUUAGUAUUCAGUAUUUCCAGGUUAUCCUAGGUGUUGAAGCUCUUUAUCAGUGCUGGUUGUAAUUAGAUGGGUUAGUUAUGAUACCUUCAGUAAGCAUCUGGUGUUUUGAUGGUCACAAAAACCUCCUGACUUUGUGAGUUGCUGAUCUAGGCAGCAAUCUAGCUCAAGUUAUUACAGAUGGAAUAUGAAUGCUGUUAAAAUCCAAUACCAGUUAGGAUUGAUGCUGUUUUAGGAGGCAACUUGCACUCAUUGAAUGUACAACAAGCACAGUAACGGUCAAAAGAGAGUCAGUUAUUAGAUCUUUGAAAGCUGGUUCUAGAAAAUACUUAUAGUGCUAAAAUUCCAUCCAAAUGCUGACUUUCCCUCUGAAUACAACAAUUCUCGUACAAUUGGCAUGGCGUUCCUUUGUAAAUAGAAAUUUGCCCUUAAAACCCAAGAUAUUCAGCUCAAAAGGAAUGGCUUACUACUGGAAUGUCAUUUUAUUUUACAGAAAGAAAUGCACAAAAAUAUAAAAAUUGUGAAAAAGAAGAAAAAAAAAACACUUUUGACACUCUGUAGUUCUUUAGUACUAUGAAGGCCAACUAACUAACGCACCUGUAAAUAAAGAGUUUAACUUACUUACAAAAAUAAAUAGUGACACACUCUUAGUCUAGAAGUUGUGAUGUUAUGCAUAUAUUUUUGUGUUCGUCGUCUUCUUUUCCUGUCACUUUUCCAUGAAAAGACACAAAACGGAGGGCAAAUAGACCUAAAAUCCUCCGUCAUUAAUUUUGUGCUCUUUGUCGUGCUCACAUGUAAAAAAAGCUUCUUAAUGUCUAUAUGAAGAAUCUAAAUAGAUCUAUUAUCUGUGUGUGUGCUGAUGCUGUAAUCCUGCAGUAACAUCUCUGAUAAGACGCUUUGAGUCCCGGCCCCUGUGUGCUACUUGCAUUUUCUAUGCUAAUAUUUAUAUUGCUGUGUUAUUAUUUUUUUUUUUCUUUUUUCUUUUCUUGAACACUGACAUUUCAAAUAAAAAGUUCUCAAAUCA
Carassius gibelio (silver crucian carp) is the source of this 5059-nucleotide messenger RNA. RefSeq names its product protocadherin gamma-A1. Lineage: Eukaryota; Metazoa; Chordata; Actinopteri; Cypriniformes; Cyprinidae. The transcript is spliced from 4 exons. Gene Ontology annotation, cellular component: plasma membrane. Gene Ontology annotation, molecular function: calcium ion binding. The coding region runs from base 294 to 3167 and encodes 957 amino acids. The record is from RefSeq and is a predicted model, not a curated record. Gene Ontology annotation, biological process: homophilic cell-cell adhesion.